This is a messenger RNA of Suillus clintonianus, 921 nucleotides long. Its product is annotated as YqcI/YcgG family-domain-containing protein. The coding region runs from base 1 to 921 and encodes 306 amino acids. The transcript has 3 exons. The record is from RefSeq and is a predicted model, not a curated record. NCBI's taxonomy places the organism in Eukaryota, Fungi, Basidiomycota, Agaricomycetes, Boletales, Suillaceae.
AUGUUCGACAUCUACGCUUUAGCUGCAUCUAUCAUCGGUGGCGUUGUGCUCACACUUCUUGCCGAUGUCGCCUCGAUAAAAUCUCGAGGUGUACCGAAGACGCUCCGUGAUAUAUUGUCCACCAUCACUAGCCCCAUUCGAGCUGCAUUGGGCGGACGAGAUGACCAAGAUGGUAAUCCUCUGACAAGAGCGCAAGUCACUGCUGCAUUUCCGCAAGGAACGUGGCAGCGUAAUGCCUACGAAGACUACAAGGCAGUUCUCCUCGACGAGGAACUAGUCUUCCCCUGCAUUUACGCCACAAAGGGCUUUAAAUCAGACGACCAGCUCUAUCUGUUCAUCGACUCGGAUGACCUAUCAGACCCACGGCAUAUCCGUUCUCUCGCCAAGGCUCUUACCAUAUACCUCCCUCAGGCUCACCAGCUUGGUCCCAACACUUCCCUCGUUCUUCUUGCCAAGCAAAAUGACAACAUUUCGCGAUCAAUAGAGGACUAUAAUUCCCUGUUCUGGGAACUCCUCAAUGGUCUUGCUAAGCUUGAUGAAAAACCAUGGCCUUCAACUGUGCCCCGUGACAUUGACACGGACAGAUGGUGCUUCUGCUUUGGCGGGGAACAAUUCUUCACUGUCAUCCAAACUCCGGCUCACCAGGUCAGACGCACACGUUAUGCGCCGGGCCUGACCAUGGUCUUCCAGCCAAAGUGGAUUUUUGACAUCCUCUUCAGCACUGACGCAAAGCGCGCUGGUGCUCUUGCAAAAGUUCGUGCCCUCGUCGCCAAGUACGAUCCCAUCCCUGUUAGCCCUGAGUUGAAAAACUACGGCGACGAAGGAUCGCGGGAGUCCAAGCAGUACUUCUUGCUGGAUGAAAAUGUUCCGGCAUCGUGUCCAUAUGACAAACUUAGUGAUCCCGAGAUCGUCGCUGCAUAA